AUGCGGGGAACGGCUGCUUCCCCGAUAUGCUGCCGUUCGGCGGCGCCGCCACCGUCGACGCCGCAACGAGUAUCUUGCCCGGCGGCGGGCGCGGCGGCGAUGAGCUCUCGUUCUCAUCCCCGCGCUCGCCAUUUUAGCGUCUCCUGUUUUUGUCGCCGGCGCAGCGAAGACUUGAGGGACUCUUUGGGAUGGUCGCCAAUGGAAGCGGUGCUUCGGGUGUUGGCGGGGACUGCCGUCUCCUUGUCCCUCAUUUCCUCUUCUCUUAGCUUGCCUCCCGUCGGAAUGGCCGUGGCGGCGGUUCAGCUUCCUCUGGACUCUCCUCCGGCUGAGCGUUGCGCCUGGGAGGAAGAGCAGGACCCAUCGUCCAUAGAGAGGAACCCGCCGCCAGUGAUCACCAAUGAAGAGAUUGUGAAAGAAGCGUGGGAAGUCGUCAAUGAGAGUUUCUUGGACUCCGGGAACCGCGGGUGGUCUCCGGAGAAAUGGCAGGUGAGUAAUCCUCUCAUUAGUGUUGAGUCAACUUUGCUCAUACGCUAGAUUCGACCGGUCUGCUCUUAAUUGAACCCCCUCGAGGUUUCUCCAAGAUUGUCAUAUUCUUUAAAGACGUUCCUUUGGUUGGGAGGACCAAAAAUACAAGAGAAAAAAAAUGAUCUUUUCACUUUUAUAUAUACAUAUCAAGUUUAAAAUAUGUUCAUUCGAAUUUGCAGAAUAGCACAAGCUAGUAGCGAUCAUAGGGUGACAGAAUUUAUGUAUAUAUAAAUAUUUAAUUAUCACUAAAUUAUGUAGUGAAAAUUUCUUAAUUGAGUCUAUAAUCAUAUUUGGCGUAAUGUAGAUUUAUUUUUUGGAUAAUUAAGCCUUUAAUCUUGAAAUCGUAAAGGUAUGGUAGCUUCCAUAGCGAAUGGUUAAAUAUAUUAAUUUCCUAUGUUAAACUUUGGAAUUGGAGAACCUGCAGAAAACUAGAAGCAUAUUUGCAAAAUUAGGUCGACGAUAUUGACGAUGGUAUAUAUCUGGUUAGAUUCAGUUCAACUAAUGCAAAGGGAAAGGUUGAAAAAAGGCCUCAGAAAUUCAGGAAAAUUCGAGCAGCAAAUUGAAAUCGUGGAGUUCUCAUUCACCUUCACCUUCCUUUUGAUUUUAUUUUUAGUCUCUGAUAAUACGGCUGUUCGUUACAAACUUUUAUUGGCUUCUGAAGAAGGACAUUGAAGCCCACUGGGGUCUCAUUGUUAUUGUCUGAUGCAGCUUUCCACAUAAUCUCCAAGUGGAGUUCAAGAUAUACCUCCUGCACUUUAUGACGAAUUGAUUAUAGUUUAUGACCAACGUUUUCACAGCUGCACUUAAUGCAGAUCAACUAGGCUGAAAUGGUGCUUAUAAUAUCUUCUUGAUACACUGGUUCGUGCUCUGUUGAAUGACGUCUUGCACCUAAGCUUAUGAAAAUAUUCUGAAAUGUAUUUGCUUAUUCAUGUCAAAUUGAUGGAAACUAAAGAGUAACUGCGAAUCUAUGAUGUGUAAACCAGAACCGAAAAAUUGAUGGAGUCCCAAUUUCCAGUCAAAACAAAUAGGAGAAAAGAUUGACUUGUAUUUUGUAGAAAACUGAAUCAUUACAGACCAUCUGACAGAGUUGAAGACGAACAUCCUCGCAAGAGAACAGGACUGACAAGAGGAUAACAGGGAAGAAUGGAAAGAAAGGAUUUACAAUGGCCAAUUUGAGAUGGUUGAUCUCCUAAGACUCCGUCACAUAACCCACAGGUCCCAGGAUCGAAACCUAGCUCUGAUACCAAAUUAAUGGAGGCCCAAUUUUCAGUUGAAACAAAUAGAAGAAAAUAUUGACUUGUAUUUCAUAGAAGAUUGAAUUAUUAUAGACCUUCCAACAGAAUUGAAGACAAUAAGGGGUAGUGGCUGAUAACAUUCCGCAAAAUUUGUGUAGGAAAACUCAGCUUGCGGAAUCGGUUGUUAUUUUGUGUGAAUUAUAUCAAGGUUCAUACCUGACAACCUUCAUAAAAACCUGCACAGUGAUUAAUCCCUCUAGAGAAAAUUUGUGCCAACUGUUUUGUUCUAUAAGGUUUAGAGUUAUCUCCUUUUUCAUUAGUAUAUAUAUAUAUGUGCACACGAAAGACUUCAUACAUUACCUCAUUUUCAUGACCAUGUAUCAGCAGUUUUAAGAUGAUCAAGCAUAGCAUCAAAAAUGUAUUUCAGGUGACAAACUUUGCCACGUUUUCCAGUUGUGGUCGUUUAACAAUUGAAAGCUUUAGACAUAUUGGUUUUUCUCCUAGUAUGACAAAUUCUACUUGAUGUAAAUGAUCAUACGGUCUCAGGCAUUUGUUUGAUACCAUGUAACACUUAAGCACAAGGUCAUUUCUCGUUUAAUCCCAUGAAUUUUAAUUGUCUUCUAUUUUGAUGAAUCCUGAGAGACGGCUGUAAGGGUAUUUACUGUUCAGUUUCUAUGGGCAUUUCUCUUGUAGUCCUUUUCAUUACUUUGUAAUUUUCUUGUAUCAGCAAAAGAGAAAUGAUGUCCUUAAUAGCCCAAUUCGAACAAGAUCAAGUGCACACGACACUGUAAGGAAGAUGUUGGCUAGCUUGGGUGAUUCCUAUACCCGGUUCCUUACUCCCACAGAGGUAAUGAUUCGAAGAUAGUUCCUCCCAAUGUAUAUAAUUCUACCUUUGUAUGAAUGGAAAGAAGUAUUGACACAAGGAUUUCUGUUCCAUUUAUCUAUCAUGUGAUUCUUGGGAUACAUAAUCGGUUUUAGCCUUGUAUUGAAGCUUUAUUUUGGAAUUAAAAGGCAGAAUUUCUUAUUACGAACUCAAUCUGCAUGUAAAUAAACAUACUGGCAAACUGGGUUCUCAAGGACCUGGAUCCUUUGCACCUUUUCAGACACAAAUAUUUAUAUUUAUCAAACUUGAAGUUUCACCGAAGUGAUACCAUAUUUGUCAAAUUGUCAGUUAUGAAUGAUGUACGCGAAUAUUAAACAUUUCUCAACGAUUCAAUUCAUUUAACGAAAUUUCAAAACAACUAGUAAAUUAUAUUUCCUUGUCAAAUACUCCUGUUUAAAUAUGCAUUUUUGUGGACGGGUGAUAAUGAUGAAAAAACGUCAUGUUUUUGUAUGGAAGACGUAUAUGUUUAUGAAAUGUGGGAAUCGUGUUUGCCUUUUCCUUGAAAAAAGAAGAAACCCCUGUUCGAAAAUUCUAGAAAGAUAAAAGAGACCCUGGCUAACUAUAGUUUUUAAUCCCACAAGUUUAGAUGUCCAAAAUGCAAGAAAUUUCUUACACAAACAGCAACAAAAAAACCUAACAGAAGUAUAAAACUUAUUCUACAGAGAAAUAUAUCAUAUGAUAUAAUGAAGGUCGAAAGGAGUUUAAAUAUUAGAUUAGCACAGCUUCCUAGUUCUUAAUUUUAUACGGUAGUGCUAUGCUCUUCAGUUUACCAGACAGGGGGGGGUCUCAUUCACCAUAAACAAAAGAGAAUAUAUCUUUAAACUUAAAGACAAUAAUUGAUAAACUGAUUUUCAAAUCUGUCCACCUUUCUUUCUCCCUCCAAGUGAUUCAAAGCAUAUCGAAAUGUGGCAUUGUGGCUUUGAACCAAUCGUGGAGCUGUUGUGUCAUUAGGUGCGUGGUGGCUUAGAAAAAACUUUGAAAUAGGUGUUUUUCCUUUUUCUGCAUACCUUGAGGCCUAUCAAAAAGAGAGUCAUAUGCUUACUCACGUGAUCCCAUGAAGUUAAAACAAGGUUUGCAGUACUUAGGUAUACAACAGACAUCUGCUUCAUUCUUUCCAUGGAUUCAAUGGAGACAUCCAUUUGCCCUUUAAUGCUAGCUAAAAUCAAUUAAAUAUGUCAUGAUUUCAUUUCGGAGAUCUGAAUUUUCCGGAUUAUAGAAUACUAUCUUGUUAGUAUGGAAUCGUAUCUUUUAUCAUUGCUAGAUUUCUUGAAUUGAUUAACAAGGAAGAGUGAGCAUAAUGCGAAUGAAAAAUUAUAUUUCUCUGAUGAACUUGAGAUGGCUAUCCUCUGUUUGGGUUUGUGUACAAUUAUAUUUUUUAAUGAUUUUUCAAUUUUAUCUUCUCUGUCAUGUUAUUUACUUGCUUAAUAAACAAUUCAGUUAACGAUUCUCUGAUUCAUAUACAAGUUAUCAGCAUUAAUUAGAGUAAUUGAUGCUUUUACGAAGUUGUUAAAACUUGCUCAGAAAACUGUGUACAGGUUAGGUCUAUAAAUUAAACCAUAUUCUCCCCUUCACUUUUCAUAACUAUCUUUUGAAAGGUCUAUCACGUUAUUCUGGGAUUGACAUAGAAUAUCGAAAACCUAUGUUUGAUGUGUCGAAAGCUUCAAUAGCUUUACUGUUCCCUUCCACAGCCAGAAUAUUUAACGUCUCCAAAAAGAGUUCUAUACAAUUAUGAUGAGUUUGAGCUGUCCCCUUGAGAUUCACAUGAAGCCAAAAAAAUGUUAAUACUUGAAUGUAUCUUUCAGAGUUUCUUUCAUCAUUCAGUUUGUUGUCUACUGACAAUGAUUUCAGUUUUUCUCUCAUGUCUAUGUCAAUAUAUCUGUACUGAAAGUUCUCAAAGAUGGCCAGAUAUGACUUGACUGGAAUUGGUAUAAAUCUAAGGGAGAUUCCUGAUGACACUGGUGUUAUCAGAUUGAAGGUGCUGGGUAUAAUACUAGAUGGUCCUGCCUAUCUGGCCGGGGUUAGACAGGUAUAAUGCCUUUCCAAGUCUGUUCAUUGUUUCAGCUUUUUUAGUCAUUGACUAGAGAUUUCAAUUAAUCUUCGUUUAAAUUAGUGAUUGCUCCUGGUAAUCAAUCAUAAGUUAAGUCAAUAAUGGCAAUGUAUUUCUCAAUAGUAACGUGUAUGCCUAUUUUUAAAUGAUGAUUCAGUUUUACAAUGUUCUUGUUUGUAUUACUCAAAAGAACUUUGUAUCUUGUUUUUCGCUAGUAAACAUUUGGCCACUAUUUUGAAGGAAGUUUUUAUAUUUUUGAAGUUAAUGAACUGGGGGAAGUUAUGAAUAAAGGAAAAUUCUACUAUUGUAAUGUGUUAGUAAAUUGAUGAUUAUCCUACUGAAUUGUUAUCCCCUCAACCUGUGUGAGCUUAGGGCUUCGAAGACAGAAUCCAAAAGCGCGCAGCAGCAUUUUCUUGCCUUUGCCAACUUGAUGUCAUCCCACUUUUAAGUUUUUAUCCAAAAAAAGACUACCCUUGAUACUGAUCUUCAUUGAUUGACCUAACCCGGAUAAUGUCUAUCCACGAAAGGUCUGAAAAACCUCUAUACACGUGGAUCUAUUGAUGUACGUGAGAUGCCAUAUGUGGGCUGACUACCACUGAGAAGAGUUCUUGAUAGUGCCCAAAGGAUGCCAAUGGCAUCCAUUAUCCAGUUUAGAUAUUUGUAAGAAAUGAACUCUUUCAUGAAGAUUUGCAUAAUUCAAAUAUAUGUACACAGCUAGACUUUAGAAAAAAAAUCAUUUAGAAAUCGCCAUUCUGAGCUUCUGUACUUAAUGAAAACUGCUUUCUUAGUUGAAUAAUACUGUUUUCAGUAAAAUCAUAUCAUUAAUGCAAACUUUAUUUUCAUUUGAAAUUGAAAAAUUAAGAAAACUUAUCUCGUAGAAAUCGUGUUGUUUCUUGUUUCAGAGGCAUUAUUAUCGAAAAUAUCUUGACCACCUCUUACUGUUCUUUUGAUUUUGUAAGAAUAGAAAUAACCAUGAAGCUCUUCGAGUCAACCUCAGAUGGGUUGUCUAAGCUCUUACGACUCUAUAUUGAGUUCCCUGAAACGUGGUUUACUAUUCUCUAUGUGAUUAUUUUCUCGAAAAUUAUCCACAUAAACAGAAUCUAUUCGGAUAUUCUGUUUGGUUGCAUGAUUGAUGAUUUUUCCUCUAUUUAAGUUACGAGUAAAAUAUUUCACAGAUCAUGUUUUUAAUAGUUAACUGUUUUGUAUUUUUCACCUAUUCAAGAUCAAAAGUAUUAGAUAUCAGGGAGAGGAGUCAAAACAGUUAACUGUUUUGGUUACAUGAUUUUUGUCAGAUAAAUUCUUUAGCCUCUUUGUUCAUGGAAUACUCAACCAUAAAGUAGAAAAUAUACUUAUCGUACCUAAUGUUGUCUGUGAUACAGCAUGUUGGAGAUUAUAGUAUGCAACUAAAUGUGGACAAGUGGGGCCAAUUUUCUCCUAUUUUUCAGUAAUAACUAAAGCAGUUAUUAAUGAACUGAUUCUACAGUGGGAUGCUUAUUAUUCAGUCAUGGAACGGUUUAAUUUUGUUGAUUGUAAAACUAUUGCGCUUUUUCGUUUUUCUGUCACUGUGAAGAGCUUGAGGCUGGUAAAAACAGAGUGCACUUGAUUGGGAUUUACUAGUUCUUAAAAGUAUGGUCUAUACGUGUUGUAAAGUUUUAAAUUAUUCACGGUAGAUUUUCAUGAUGUUUCAGUCUGCUCAAUGAGACAGAUUUCAUUCUUUUUUUUCCGAUCGUGUGAUGACUAUAGUUCCUGAAAAAACUUCUAUUUAUGGUGAGAUUCGAAAGGAAAAUAUAUUAGAAAUAGUUUGUUAUUGUACGUGUUCUCACUUUCAAUAAAAAUGUAAAAUCUUUCAUCUCUUCUCCUUAGAGAAUUUUUGUGUGAGGUUUAUGAUUUUCAGAUAUAAUAUUCUUGUCUUGUGGAUUCUUGAUAGGGAGAUGAGAUAUUGUCCGUUAAUGGAAUGGAUAUUAGGGGAAAAUCAAGUUUUGAAGUUUCAUCACUGCUACAAGGGCCCAAGGAAACCUUUGUUAAUCUUGAGGUUAGUAUAAUAGCCGUUUCAUCUUGUCUUAUGUGCAUCAUAUUUAGUUAUUUCAAGUACUGUAAUUUUCGUAUCCUCACAGGUUCAACACAGAGAUUGUCGUCAAGUUCGUUCUAUUAAAGUCAAAAGGCAAUCAGUUGCUCAAACACCUGUGUUCUACAGAUUAGAGAAAAUGGAGAGUGGCGCAGCUUAUAUUGGAUAUGUUCAGUUGAAAGAAUUCAAUGCAUUGGCAAAGAAGGAUUUAGUUAUUGGUAUACAUCUUUUUUCAAUGUGGAGUAAUAACGUUUUGUUAUGUGACCUUAUUUUUCAUGAAUGUUGAAAACAAUGUUGACUGUGUGAUGAGUUUUUCGUUUCAAAAUUUUUGAUUGGUUGAUUUUUCGUUUCAAUUUUGAUCCCGUAUUGGUUGGUCGUGUGGAUUGCAACUCAUUGGCAGCUUUUUUAUUGUUUUAUCGCUACUUAGUUAGACACCAGCUAUGAAUUUUGAUCUUGGCGGAGUUUUUGUUGGUGAACACAUUUCUGUUAGGUAUUUUCCAUAUUAAACUUAGCUCAGCUAUUGGCGUAUGCAUAUUUUUGGUAAAUGAUUGUUGCAUUCGAUCCUUGCUUGUGCCCCUCUUCUGGGUAUAUUGCCUGUCCGUUUCCUUUCUAGCCCAUCCAUGUUGCUUUAUUUGAUGAUCGUAUCUUUUGUAAUUUUGCAGCAAUGAAGCGUCUUGAAGAUGCUGGUGCCUCUUCCUUUGUCCUGGACUUGAGGGAUAACCGUGGUGGACUAGUUCAGGUUCUUUCAUUUUUUAGAUAUGCUAUCCUUCAAUUGCUCAGCAUUGAAAUUCUUAAAGCACAAAUUUUGUGAUAUAGUUUAAAAAAGACCAGUUAACUGACCUAAAUGUGGAAGUUUGAUUGUUUUUCGAUUCUUAGUUUCAUUCAAAGUCAAGAUGGGUGGAAAAUAGUAUUUGAUGUUCUAGAGAUUUGUCUAAAAAAUGCUAGCAUGGCAUUAUGAGAUGAACUAUGAAUGAUACAUUAAGUCAGGUUUGUGGAGGCAGUCUCAAUAGCUAGUCCAAUAACCUGAAGAAUCGAGCCAGGUCUACAAACAUGAUUCUCAGAUUUUCAUGGGUAGGACUGAUAUGGUUUAAUAUUUUAAUCCUUGAGGGUACAUUUUGUAAUAUUUCCAAUGCCUUGUGUAAAAUUAAAGAAUGUACAGGCAUAUCACUAAAAGUGAAUUGAUAAGAGAUAAUGAUGUGAAAAAUAUUUUAGUUCUUAAAUUAAUAUUUCAUGAACAUAAAAUUGACCUCAUGGCGGAAAUACCUGUGAAUAUAGAACAACUAUAAGUACAAGAACAGAUUAUGUUACUCCUCGCUCAUCAAAAUCAAAUUGGCCACUCUUUAGUAUGUUGAAUCAUCUAGGGGUCUACAUACGAAACGUCUGCAUGCUAUCUGCGAAAACUUUGACCUAUGUAAAUUCUACCUGUGAAUAUCAACUAUUAAUAUAGAUGUCCUGGAUGAUGGCAUGUAAUUUUGUGUUGCCUGUGCUUUUACAUAUGACAAGAUGUAUAUAGGAAGGGAGUAUAUAAUAAUAUGUUAAUUUAAUAUCUGUACUUCGUCCCGUUCCAUUGAGAAAUCGUGAUGAUUCUUCGAACUCUAUUAUUUUGUCAUUAUACUUUUACCUGAUCCAUCCUUGUAAAAAUGUUCUUGAAUUAUUUUGCCAUUUGAGUUCAAGUAUGAUCAUUUUUUUAAUUCUUACUCUGUAUCAAUAGAAAUUUUACGCCUUGGAACAAAAGCACCUGGAUAAAUUUUGUCUGGAAGUUAUCAUAUGUUUUAUUAUUCAAAUUUAUUUAUUUUUUCAUUUCUCUGAAUGGAAGUACCAAAGUAUUUGUCAAGUACCAAGAUUUAUAGUGGCAAAGUAUUUAAAAAUAAUUUACCCAAUGCAUAUUUUACCGUCUUUAAGUACAUAGGCUAUUAUAUCUCUUGUUAAUGAUAACACUGCUUCUUUUUCAGGCGGGUAUUGAGAUUGCAAAGCUCUUCCUUGAUAAAGGGCAGACGGUAAUUUGGGUUUAAUGUAUAUUAGAUAUCACUGUAUGGCUGUUUUCUUAUAAUGACAUCAUAGAGUAUAUUCAGUUGUGCUUCUAAUCCAAAUGAAUCGAUCUUUAGGAUGGAUUAGGGCUUUGUUUAGCUUUUCAAGGUCUGAUUUGAAUCAGACUUUUUGGUUAGCAAAUCCACAGAUUUUUCUAGACCUAUCUGCUGAACUCCAAAACCUCGUCUAGCUUUCUUUGAAGGGAUUGGGGGUCAUUUUAUAAAGCCCCUUUGUGUACUUGAAAGAGCAUGUUGGCCUUGAAGGGGCAAUUGGUCUGAUCAACUGCCUUCUUUCUGCCCCUUUUUUCUUUUCUAUCUUUUGCAAUUUGUCUUUCCAUUAAGGAGAACACUUGCUUCCUCUAGUGUAAAUGGACUUUCUCUGAUGAUCCCUUCAUGAAAAGAUGAGUCUUCUGUGCAUGAUAAGAGGGACAGCCUGAUUCAGAACAGAAUAAGGAAUUGGUGCCAGGUGCAUGCAGUGUAUGGACAUAUCCACUGCGUGGCAAAUAUGCAUUGGGUGCCUGGCACAUUAGGCACUGGACAUGUUCAAAGCAAUUGUAUAGUAAUUUCAGAGUUGGCUCCCAAUGGGUCUCAAGCAUGGCAGGUGCCAACAAGAUCUGACCUUUUGGAGUAGGCAUGCAUCCAUUAAGAAGCAAGCGUAGCCAUCAUAAAGCAAGCAUUUGUAGCAGUCAUUGAAUAGCCAUGCACCAGAUGCAAGUCAAAGAGCGUCAUGCAAAUGACAAUUUCAUACAGGCUUAUACCACGAUUCUGCAUGUAGUUGCUUAAAUGGUUUUCAAAUCAUUGACCAAAGAUGCAGUUGUGGCCUACAGUAUGUGUAUAAGAGGGAACGUAUGAGAGGAGAAGAAACCUUUCUGGUCCCAAUGUAUAUAUCACUCUUCAGUAAUAAACUGAGUUUUUCUUUUCUUUUCUUUGUCCAAAAUCACUUUUAGUGUUAGGAACCGCAAAUGGCUUCUUGGUGUUCACAUGUGAAGGUUUUGAAGGUUAAGUAAUUUGUGAAAGAAAUUACUUCUCUAGCUAACUCAAGAAUGAGGUGUAGCCAAGAUUAAGGCCUGAAAAUAAUUCAUUAGGGAGUUAGGGAACCAUAACUCCUUCAAGGCUCAACACACUAAGGUAUUCUCAGAUUGCAUCUAGCUAUUCAAUUUCAUUUUCUCGGCAUGAAGAAUAUGUUUGAAGUGUACAAGCUCUUCAAUUUGUGACAAACCAUGGAAUUAGGUACAAAGUGAAUUUUGCUGCAAGGAGUAAAGAAACUCUAGGCAGUAACAACCUUGGUGGACGCAAUGCUGAAUUACAAGUCGACUACAUUGUCUGACCCUAAACAAGAAAAAAGGUAAAGUGAUGGGAAGAAGAGGUGGGACCACUAUAAAGGCAAAGCGAAGGGAGCAGUGAGGAAUUAAACCUUCACCCAGUCUAAUUGGGUUAAAAUGUGCCUACUUCGUUCUCUAAGAAUCUCAUUAUGUCUUGGACUAUUGAAAGCACCUUGAGGAUCUAGAGUAUGUUAGAAUGAGAGUACCCCCAAGCUUCAAUUUGGCAUAAAAGGUCGCAAGGUAGACACUAAGGUUCUCUUAGGUGUAUUCACUUGCGUAAGAUUGAAGAAACCUUCCUCGUUACUUUGAUGCUUGGUGAUGUAGAUGCAACCUUGGCCGGCAUUGACAUGCAAGCCGAAGAAGGAAAUGGGCGGGUGAAAGGGCACUAUGGUGCACACCAUUACCAUCCAUUGGUAAGACGAGAAAAUGCUAUCUGUCACCACCAUGAGUCACUUUGCAUACUGAUUCAGUAUGUUGGUGAGGAUCCCAUGUUUUCCAUGAGCGCACUUCCACGAAUUUAAGAUAGUAAUGGCCCACACUGAGGAAUAACCAUAUUUCUGGAACUUGCCCAUUACAAGUUGUCCUCGUUCUAGUGCUGAUGCCUGGCUUUGAUUCAUCUGGGACAUAGCAGGGGAUUUCAAGGCUGGUGUGCAGGGUCCUUUGGCUGGCGAAUUCCUCCUCUUCUUUUGAAUGUCAAUUAGCAACAAAGCUCUCUUGUAUGAAAUGCUGGUAGGCCUUGGUGGAACCUCCAACCCUUCAACUAUGUAGACUAGGUCUCUCUACUUAUCCAAAGGGGAAUUCAUUGGGGGCUUGACUAGGGUCGGUCAACAUUUGUCAAAAAUUGUUUAUGGCAAAAGGCUGAUUCCAUGGAAUGAAAUUUACUUCCUCUUAUCCUUUGAACUCUCUAAGAGUCCUAACAAGAGACCUUACUUCGAACUUAAUUGUUUAUGUAUUUAAAAUGUGGAUGAGGAGUUAUGUUAAUUUAGUAAUUAUGGUGAUGAAUUCAUCAUUCUAUUGCUUUAUAGUUCCAUCCGUGCACAUCAGGAUAAAUACGAAUUUUACAUAAGUACAGCAAUGCCACUAACCACUAGAAAUAGUGCUAAAGUUGUGAGUAUCUUUGCAAAAUUUCCAGGUUAUUUACACAGUAGGCCGGGAUCCUGAAGUUCAGAGAACUAUUGUUGCAGAAAAAGCACCCGUUUUCACCUCACCUCUCAUAGUAUGUAUUUUUUCUCACUUUAAACAUAUGUUAGGAAUCUUUGUUUCACAUGCCCUCCUUCCAGUCAAUGAAUAGAACACUCAGAAUCAUGAGUAGUGCUGUGUUCUCUGCCUUCUAUGUGUCAGAUUAGUUGGUGAUACAGAUUGGCAUUGCACCCUAUUGCCCCCUUAUCUUGCAUCUAAUUUUAUAUUAAUGGGCCAAUGUGCAGUACUGUUAUGUGUAUCGUAAUUCUUGAUAGGGUUGAGCUUCUAACUGAUAUUUUUUUCUGGUACCAUAAACUUCAUUCCAAUUGGGUUCCCUAUGCAGUUGAUUCAAUCUCAUUUCACAAGCCUAUAUGCUCUGGUUCAUGUGAAGCUGGUUUCUUAUAAGUCGAGUUAUGCAAAUUCACAUGGUUUCCUUGACGUUGAAGACCACGGCUUUUAAUGUGUACCAUCAAAGCGUUUUUAAGAAAAAAAAAAUCAAUUGCUUCUGAGAAUGUGUGCGUUUAAUUUGUCACUAAUGGAGGAGUAUAUUAAAAGCCGCUCCCAUCAGAGGGUACAGAGAACCUGUUUUUCUUUGGAAAUUGAUGAUUAAACCUUUCUGAUGCAGAUCCUAGUGAAUGGCCAGACUGCAAGUGCUAGUGAAAUUGUGAGCGACUAAGUUCCUUUACAUGAUCUUCUUACAAGAAUAUUUUUCUAGAUAGGGUAAUGAAUGCUAUAACCAGACUGGUUCACAGGUGGCUGCUGCGCUUCAUGACAAUUGCAAAGCUGUUCUCGUUGGUGACAAGACAUACGGCAAAGUACGAACUAGAGACAGCCAAAUAUAACUUUUGAUAGUAUUUCAACCUGUUUAUUUGAUUGAUAUGGGUUAUUUCACAACAUUCUCAUCAUUUUCAUUCAUCUAGGGACUGAUUCAAUCGGUGUUCGAGCUUCACGAUGGAUCAGGGGUCGCUGUUACCAUUGGAAAGUAUGUCACACCCAAUCAUAUGGACAUAAACGGAAAUGGAAUUCGGCCAGAUUUCUCACGGAUUCCUGGUAAUCUAACCAUUUUUCUUUAGAUCGCUUCUUGGUAGAAUUUGGACAGAAUAAUAUCUUCUUCUAAGGGUUAAUCCAAAAUUGCAGCCUUGAGCAGAGUUACCCAGUACAUGUCACAAUGCCGAUUGUCAAGUAAAGCUUAA
Messenger RNA from Spirodela intermedia, 12476 nucleotides. The record is from the annotation of a GenBank genome assembly. Lineage: Eukaryota; Viridiplantae; Streptophyta; Magnoliopsida; Alismatales; Araceae.